This is a messenger RNA of Paralichthys olivaceus (Japanese flounder), 1848 nucleotides long. It is a transcript of the gene foxe3, whose product is annotated as forkhead box E3. NCBI's taxonomy places the organism in Eukaryota, Metazoa, Chordata, Actinopteri, Pleuronectiformes, Paralichthyidae. The record is from RefSeq and is a predicted model, not a curated record. Gene Ontology annotation, biological process: anatomical structure morphogenesis; cell differentiation; regulation of transcription by RNA polymerase II. Gene Ontology annotation, molecular function: DNA-binding transcription factor activity, RNA polymerase II-specific; RNA polymerase II cis-regulatory region sequence-specific DNA binding.
GACAGUCUGGGCUAUUAUUGGACAGAAGAAGACCAGUCAGUGCCUGACUUUUCAUUUUAUUCGGGUAUUUACCCCCCUCAGCUGAAGAUUUGGAGCCUUUACAUUAUUUCUUUUAUGAAUCUGGCAAAUUACUCUUACUUCUCUGGCAUGUGCAACAUGACCGCAGAGACGCAGCACUCGCCCGCCGAGGCCAGUCCUGUCGUCCUGUCUCCAAACGUCAGCCUGGACUCGCCGCUGCCUCCUGCGCCGCCCCUGAUGCUGCAGGCCCGGACAAGCAAGGACAACGUUUUGAUCAAGUCCGAGCCCAGAGGGAGCAGCCCCGGCGCGGAGGACGGAGCCGCCCUGGGCCAGACCGAGGAGCACCUGCCCACCGGGAGCCGCCGGAGGAAGAGGCCCGUCCAGAGGGGGAAACCUCCCUACAGCUACAUCGCCCUCAUCGCCAUGGCCAUCGCCAACUCCCCGGAGAGGAAACUCACCCUGGGGGGCAUCUACAAGUUCAUCAUGGAGCGGUUCCCCUUCUACAGGGAGAACUCCAAGAAGUGGCAGAACUCAAUCCGCCACAACCUCACCCUCAACGACUGCUUCGUGAAGAUCCCCCGGGAGCCCGGCAGACCAGGUAAAGGCAACUACUGGACCUUAGACCCCGCAGCCGAGGACAUGUUUGACAACGGGAGCUUCCUGAGGAGGAGGAAGAGGUUCAAGCGCACAGAUGUGAGCACUUACCCCGGGUACAUGCAGAGCUCCAGCGCCUUUACCCCAACCCCAAUGGGUAGACCCUCGUACCCCAACACCCUGUACGCCGGGAUAGGGUCUGGUUACGGCUCCCAGCUCACGGCCACAUCCCCGCAUCAUCCCGCCAUGCUGCAUCACUACCAGACCUCCGCAGGGGUCGGCCAGGGACAGCCGCGCAUGUUCAGCAUCGACAACAUCAUCAGCCAGCAGACGGUGGUGCAGAGCGGCCCGGGGGGAGAGCUCAGCUCCCAGGCGCUGGGGCUUGGUGGCGGUGACCUGGGCACCAUGACCUCCAGCUGCUCGGUCACCGGCCCCGACCCGUCUGCGUGCUUCCAGACCCAGACGGUCAACCCCUCGGCGAACAUGCUGGGCAGGAACAGCGGGAACAUCGCCUCCAAUCUGGUCGCCGGGUACCCCUACUCGUCCUCGGCCUCUCCUCCAAACCUGCCCGCCAUGACCCAGUCCGGGUUCUCACCGGGGAGCUCCCAGGUUUACUGCUCCGGCAACAGGCUCUCCCUGCCGACCCUGCGCCCGGGCUCCUGCGCCGAGCACACGGAGCAGCUGCUGGGCCUCUCCAGCCCCAUGAACUCCUACAACAACACCUACAUGAGACAAGCCAACUUUGCGUCAGGGUUAGACCGGUACAUGUGAGACUUUAUCUGCGAUAAAAGGUCCAAACUAUUCACACACAGGUUAAGUAGUCCCAUAUUGAAAAAUAUGCCCAGUGAGUCCAUGCGUAAUGAACACAAUUAGGCCUGAAUCCAAACAUAAGUGGCCCCUAUCAGAAUAUUAUUGGGAUAUGAUAUCUAUUCCAAAAUGCCUUAAAUUGCUGAAUAUUGCUUCAAUAUAUCAAUUUCUGAAAGAAUCAAUUUUACCUUUUCUAAAGUUAGAAACGAAAUGACUCACAAUGACCGAGCCUCAUGCAAAAACAUUCCUAUUUAAAAGGUGUAAAGCCAUUUAAACCCGUUUGACACAUUCCAUGACUGUAUGUCGACUUUCAUGUAUUUUAUUGUGACACAUUUCGUUCAUAUUUCCAAUGGUUUUUGUUCAAGUUCGUUAUAUUGUCGUCAGUGGUUCUUUUUCAUGUAAAUAGUUUGUAUAAAAACUUGAGUUAAA